UUCUCAUUAUCUCGCUGUGUCCCAGGGCCCCUUGCCCAGGGUGAAAGCCCAACAGCCCCAGGAGCUGAGCCUGGGGAGCAGCUCCCACUGGCACUGGGGAAGGGCAGAGCUCUGCUCAAAUAGCUCUGAGCUGAUCUGGAGCUUGCAGGACAAAUUGGCAGAAGGGAACAACAUCCAGGAGCAAAGAGCUUGGCUGUGGAGAUGCCUGGCUUGCAGCAUCCUCACACGGGAUUCUGAAGCUGGUGAUUGGGAAUCCUGAGGAGAUUCUGAGCCUGCUCCCAUUCUGAACUCUUGCAGAGUUCCUCCCUGGAUGUUUGUGUUCCCUGCCUGCAGCUCUUCUCCAAAACGUCUCUGGAACAAAAGCCCCGAGGAGCCUCUGCUACAGCCAUUAUCCUUGGAUCACAGCGUUCCUGGAAAAUCUACAGAUACAGAAUAAGGAAGCGCCCUGGCAUAGCAUGAGUGCCCGCGGCGCUGGGGGCCAUGCCCUUCUCCAACAGCUCUGAGCUCAGCCCGUCCUUCCUGCUGGCCAGCAUCCCGGGGCUGGAGGCGGCCCAGGCCUGGCUGGCCAUCCCGCUGUGCUCGGCCUACGUGCUGGCCCUGCUGGGCAACUGCGCCGUGCUGCUGGUGGUGCGCGCCGAGCCCAGCCUGCACGCGCCCAUGUACCUGUUCCUGUGCAUGCUGGCCACCAUCGACCUGGCGCUGGCCACGGCCACCGUGCCGCGCAUCCUCUGCUUCUACUGGUUCGGCAGCCGGGAGAUCGGCUUCGGGGCCUGCCUGCUGCAGAUGUUCCUCAUCCACGCGCUCUCGGCCGCCGAGUCCAGCGUGCUGCUGGCCAUGGCCGUGGACCGCUACGUGGCCAUCUGCCACCCCCUGCGCCACGCCGCCAUCCUGACCAACGGCGCCACGGCCAAGGUGGGGCUGCUGGCCAUGGCCAGGGGCGUGCUGUUCUUCCUGCCGCUGCCCCUGCUGCUGCUGCCGCUGCCCUUCUGCGGCUCCCGGGCGCUCUCGCACUCCUUCUGCCUGCACCAGGACGUGAUGAACCUGGCGUGCGCCAACACCACCCCCAGCGUGGUGUACGGGCUCACGGCCAUCCUGCUGGUCAUGGGGCUGGACGCCGUGCUCAUCUGCCUCUCCUACCUCCUCAUCCUCAAGGCCGUGCUGCGCCUGGCGGCCUGGAGGGAGCGGCUCAAGGUGUUCAGCACCUGCAUCGCCCACAUCUGCGUGGUGCUGGCCUUCUACGUGCCCCUGAUCGGGCUGUCCGUGGUGCACAGGUUUGGCAAGGACCUGGCGCCGCUGGUCCACGUCGUCAUGGGCAACGUCUACAUCCUGGUGCCCGCUGUGCUCAACCCCAUCAUCUACGGGGUGAGGACCAAGCAGAUCCAGAGGAGGAUCCUGAGCCUGAUUCACGUGGCUGACAGAACUCCCCGGUGAGCGGGGCUCUGCCCCCGUCUCCUCGCUCGGGCUCAUGUGUUUCACACUCGGAGUCCUUGGGGCUGGGCCGUCCCCUGCCUGUGCCCUGAGGUGCUGCCACCAGGCAGGAGCUGGCUGUAAACUCCUUCCCACAGUGUUUGCCCUCACCAAACCUGAAAUGGCUGCGAUGAUCUAAACCCGAGCCCGGCCUGGCAGGUUCCACGAGAAGGGAAAAGCGACUCAGCAAACUUGCACAGAUGUCCCAACACUGCACCCCUUGGCUCCUGUCCCGCCUCCAACAGUGGCAGAGCAGAGCAAUUGCUGGAUGGUUUGGGAUGAUUUAGUUAAUUCGUUGUUUCCACAUGGGACACAGCCACAUUCCAAAAGUUUUGCCAGAAAAUUUGCACGUAGCAUCAUUCUGUAAGUAAAAGAAUUACAGGACACCUGUCCAAAGUGACAUUACAGAUGCAGAAAUGCCUUUCAAAAAAAGAACAUCCACCUCUGUGGUCUUGUUCUGACCCGUUGUGUGCUCUGUCAAGACCCCUCAACCUCCUCAUAGCAGAUGCUGUGGAAAAACUUCAGACUCAGAGUUACUGGCAGCAGUUGUAAAAAUAAUUUAAAUUAAUAAUUGUAUUCAAUAUAAGAAAACAUCUCAAGGGAAAAAAAUAAGCAAGUUAUAAAUGUUAGUGAUUAUUCCAAGCUGAAGGAAGUCUCAUUUCCAAGCCAAAGCUGUUCUCCACUGGGAAUUCCUAAAAACUCCUUUCACUGCCACCACUGAACAGAGUCUGGCACCAUCCUCUGGCACCCCUUGGGGAGAUUGGUAUGGGUGGAUGGGAGCCCCUCUCAGAGCUCUCAUUAUCAUGGGCUGUGGUUUCACAGGAGUUGGGGUUCCACUCGUGGGAAGUCAGGGAUGUGUUUGCAGUUCCCCCUGCAGCAGACCCCG
Sturnus vulgaris (Common starling) is the source of this 2353-nucleotide messenger RNA. NCBI's taxonomy places the organism in Eukaryota, Metazoa, Chordata, Aves, Passeriformes, Sturnidae. The record is from RefSeq and is a predicted model, not a curated record.